Molecule: messenger RNA, 2837 nt
Organism: Cuscuta campestris
Lineage: Eukaryota; Viridiplantae; Streptophyta; Magnoliopsida; Solanales; Convolvulaceae
Source: the annotation of a GenBank genome assembly
UCUGAUGUGAAGGAUCCCUACUUUGGGCAAUCACAGAGCAUACUUCUCAUAGUUUUUAAAAAAUAUUUUAGUUUGUUUAUGAAGAAAAUUAAAAUAAAUAUACCUUCUGAGAAGAACAAGGAUUCUGGGAUUUUGAGCAAAUUCGUGCUGAUAACGUGUUAUAAAAUGAGAGAAAAACUACUCAGAGAUUAAGAUAAUAGAUAUAAUAUAUUUCUGAUUUCUUCUCUCUAUUAACUCUUCACUCUUCUCUUAUUCUUAAUUGUGAUUACAAUGCAGGGAUUAAGCCUCUAUUUAUAGUGGAGAGGCUUGGCAUGAAACACAAAACAAAUCUUGUGAGCAGAGUUUACACUAUAAGGCUCCUAAGAGUUCUCAUCCAAAAGACUCUAAGGUAGCAACAAAAAAAAUUGACGCCAACUCCCCCAUAGUCCGAAAGUUAAUCGGAUGGCUCAACAAGGAAGGAGAGGCCCGGUCCCAAGGGACCAGAGGGAGACGAGCCAAGGAGAGGGUGAGGAGGUGGAGAGCCAAGGACGCAUAUCAGUGCACAAGAGGAUGCGCAAAAAUACAUCCCAGUGGCUGGGACCCAGAGCUGAGGAAUCUGGAGAAAAUUCUAGGGGGCCCAGCAAUGAAGAUGCCAGAGAUAUCCUCAAAUUGAGGAAAGAGAUGGAGGAACUAAAGAGGCAGAUUGACAAAGAUGGGUCUUUUGGACCCACAGUGGAGAUAAUCUCUCCCUUUACUGCCAGGGCAAUGAAAGCUCAGCUACCCAGGGGUAUGAAAGCCCCUGAAAUCCGUUACAAAGGAUUCACUGAUCCCAAUGAUCACUUGGCCGCAUACCAAACUCACAUGUUGAUGCACGCGGUAGAAGACGAGAUCCAAUGCCGCCUUUUCGUAGGGACUUUGGAAGGACCGGCCGUAAAAUGGUUCCUCACCCUUCCUAAUGGGACCAUUGAUUGCUUCAAAGAUCUUGCUCAACUCUUUCUCAAUGCCUAUGGAGGAAGGUUCCAGCCAAAGAAGCACUUCACCCAUCUUUUCUCCCUAAAGCAAAAGGAGGGAGAAACCAACACUGAGUUGGUGCAAAGGUGGAAUGAGGCGAUCAAUGAAGUAGAGCCCAUGGACGAUAAGACUUCCAUCGCUCUAUUCAUGAGUGUUCUAAGAUCGGGGGAAUUGUUUAGAAGGUUAGAUUACGAUACCCCUACUUCCUAUAAGGCUAUGAUGGCUAGGGUCAACAAGUUUUGUGCCACGGAAGAAUCAGAUCGCAUAAAGGGAAAGAAUGAGGGAGCCUUGCACAAAGGUUCAGACAAAGAGAAGAAAGGCGAGAAAGCUAAGGCAACCACUCUCUCCAUCCCUACCCUUAAGCCGCUGGCCGCACCGGUGGCAGAAAUUAAGAGGUCCAUUAAGCUGGACGUCAUCAUAGGCGAGCAUCCAAAGGUGAGGCAUAUGAGGAUGGAUUUCGUGGUAGUUGAUAUCAAGUGUGCUCACAACCCCAUCUUAGGGAGGCCUGGACUAGAGGACUUAGGAGGGGCGUUAUCCCUUGAACACCUAUGCCUCAAGUUUAGGACUCCUGAAGGUGUUGGACGAGCCCUUGGUGACCAGCCCGCAGCCAAGAAGGCUUAUCUAAAUGCCUGCAAGAGGAUAGGCAAGGAGAACCUCAACAUCCAAACCAUUGGGCAAGCCUUGGAAGAUAAAGAAAGGAAAGAGGAGGACCGGGAGAGGCCUAAGCCAGCUGUGGAAAUGGAAGAAGUGAUGCUAUUCCCUGAGGGGGAUCCCGAGAAGGUCGUAAGGAUCGGCUUAGGGCUAGAGGAGGAUAUCCGUGAAGAGAUUAUCCGAUGUGUCUUGGCGGUGGUGGUGACUGUGAAAAGGUUAACUCCUUAUUUCCAAGCUCACCCAGUGAGAAUCAUGACGGACCAACCUUUGGGAGCAGUUUUGAGGGACCCAUCUUCCUCGGGAAGGGUCAUCAAGUGGGCCAUGGUCCUCUCUCAAUAUGAUAUUUCUUACCAGCCCCGUUCCAGCAAGAAGGGCCAAGUCAUUGCAGAUUUUAUGGUGGAGUGUACAGCAAGAGGGAAGCCAGAAGAGGAUGGGACCGGCCAGGAAAGAAAAAUGGAGAUAUGGGAGAUACAUUCAGAUGGAUCCUGCACUAAGGAUGGUUCAGGGGGAGGAGCGGUCCUCACCUCCCCUGAAGGUUUCAAGGCCUAUCACUCCUUUAAGUUCACAUUUCGGACCACCAAUAACGAAGCAGAAUAUGAAGCCCUCAUUGGGGGAAUCAAGAUUGCCCUAUUCAUGAAGAUAAAGCACAUUCGCUUCAAAUCUGAUUCAAAACUGGCCAUUGGGCAGCUAAAGGGAGAAAUGGAGGCCAAGGAAGGAAGGUUGAAGAGGUACAGAGACUACGCCAGAACCCUACUUGGAAAAUUUGAGUAUUAUGAACUCAUAUAUGUUUCAAGGGAGGAAAAUGAAGAAGCGGGCAUGCUUCCCAAAUUGUGUAAGACCGUCCCCGUCCACAUGGAAAGCAUGGUGAGGCAGCACGAGAAGACUUGUCCUGUUUGGGAAGAGGCGGUCCCUGUCCUUGAGAUAUCCGGUCUAGGUACAACAUGGAUGAGCCCCCUGUCCACAUACCUUGAAAAGGGAGAGCUCCCUGUUGACCCCAAGGAGGCCCGUAGAGUCCAAUUGAUGGCUCCCAAGUAUCAAUUAGAUGGAGGGAAGUUGUAUAAAAAGGACCUUAGGUGGACCGAUGCUCAAAUGUUUGAGUGAAAGAGAAGCAGGAAGAAUACUAGAAGAGGUGCACCAAAGAGUUUGUUCUGCCCAUCAAGGUGCACUCACUCUAGCAAGAAAGGUGAUACUCCAGG